This is a messenger RNA of Malassezia sympodialis ATCC 42132, 1599 nucleotides long. It is a transcript of the gene MPE1, whose product is annotated as cleavage polyadenylation factor subunit MPE1. Gene Ontology annotation, molecular function: zinc ion binding; nucleic acid binding; ubiquitin protein ligase activity. Lineage: Eukaryota; Fungi; Basidiomycota; Malasseziomycetes; Malasseziales; Malasseziaceae. Gene Ontology annotation, biological process: protein ubiquitination; mRNA processing; ubiquitin-dependent protein catabolic process. The record is from RefSeq and is a predicted model, not a curated record. Gene Ontology annotation, cellular component: nucleus.
AUGGCGACGUCGUCGGUGUACUACAAGUUCCGCUCGCAGCGCGAGCCCCAGCGGCUCACGUUCGACGGAACUGGUAUCAGUGUAUGGGACUUGAAACGUGAAAUUAUCCUUCAAAACAAAAUGGGGAAGGGAGCGGACUUUGAUUUGGCUGUGUACGACGCCGAUACCGAUGAGGAGUUCAAGGACGAUAAUGUCACGAUCCCCCGUGCAUCACAUGUCACUGUUCGGCGACUUCCUCCUUCAAAACCAGGCAGAGGUACUGCACAACUGUAUGUGGCUGAUCUCCAGGCACCGGUCGCGGGUGCUGCACAAGAGGCUUCGUCCAUCUCAACGAUGGGGGGUCAGAGCGUGAGCACACCAUACCGGGGCCCGAUGACCAAGCGCUUCGACGGGAAUGAUGAGCCUGCGAAUGUUGCGCCUAUUACAUCAUCGGCGAUCGAUAGCCAGCAGGAUGAGGCAUCAAAGAUUGCCGCCAUGUUUCAAGCUUCAAGCGAGCAAUGGGAAGAGACCCAAGCACGUAUGGCCAAUGCGACCUACCGGGAACGCAGUGGCAUGCCACGCCGAGGCCCGCCCCCCGGUCGGGGUGGCUACGCGGCUCCUGCGGUCGAGCGCCCGCCGCCGCCGCCCGGCUUUAUCUGCUACCGCUGUGGGCAAAAAGGGCACUGGAUUCAAGACUGCCCAACGAAUGACAACCCCGAGUACGAUAACCGCCGAUUCAAGCGGACGACGGGUAUUCCCAAGAGCAUGCUUCGCACGGUGGAGCAAUCGACAGCCGAGACCAUGUCUGGCGUCAUGGUCACGGCUGAUGGCUCAUAUGUGAUUGCGACGCCCGACGCAAGCUCCUGGCAGCGGAGCCGCGCGCGCUCACGACCACUGUCGAAAACGGAUGUGUACCAAUCGGUACCGUCAGAUCCAUCGUUAGCUUGCCCGUUGUGUAGCAAACUGCUGCGCGAGGCCGUCAAGACGAGUUGCUGUCAGACGUCAUUUUGUGAAGAAUGUGUCCAGACCUACCUAUUUGAGCACGACUUUGUGUGUCCCGAAUGUGAGAAGCGUAUCCCGGACCUUGAGAUGCUAAAGAUCGACGAUGUCAAGCGUAAACUCGUGCGUGAAUAUAUUGAUAAGGCCAUCGAGCGCAGCGAAGAGGCGCUCGAGCAGGGCACGGGCGUCGACGACGAAGCGGCACAGCAGGCGGCUGUAUCCGAGUUUGCCGCGGCAGGGACCGUGUCGAAGGCGUCCGAGGCGCCACAAGAUGACAAGAACGUGCCUGAUAGUGCGCCGGCGCCUGCUAAGCCCGCUGCGCCCGCUACACCUACGGCGUCCGCUGCACCCUCCGAUACCCCUGUGAUGCCGCCUGUCCCUCCCGGUGGCUUUAACCCAGUGUUUGUACAGCAACUGGUCACCAUGCUUCAGAAUCCUCAACUACCACCGCCUUUGCGAAUGCAGGCCCAAAUGCAACUGCAGUUCCAGCAGAUGCUCUUCUUCCAAGCAUGCGCGAGUGGCGCGCGACCACCUGGCAUGCCUGGGCCCCCCGCAGACGCAAAGCGCGCGGCACCCUCUGGCGGGCACACACCACCUGGCAAGCAGCCACGAUAUACCUAA